UUGAUGGUUGACCGUCUGCUCCAGGGUAGGGGUCGCCGUUCGGGCGAUCCUCUCAGACCCGACCAUCGUGCGCUGACGCUCGACCUGGAGCCUGUGGGCGAGACCGUGCUCGGCUCCGCCAUGCCGGCCGGGAGUAACGAGCCAGACGGUGUCCUCAGCUAUCAGAGACCAGAUGAAGAAGCUGUGGUGGAUCAGGGUGGGACCAGUACAAUUCUCAACAUUCACUAUGAGAAAGAAGAGUUGGAAGGUCAUAGGACUCUCUACGUGGGGGUUCGGAUGCCGCUGGGCCGGCAGAGCCAUCGGCACCACCGAACCCAUGGCCAGAAGCACCGGAGACGAGGCCGGGGCAAAGGAGCCAGUCAAGGGGAGGAGGGGCCAGAGGCCUUGGCCCAUGGUAUCACCCUUGGGAGAGAGGACACACCCUCUCAGCGUGUUCAGUUCAUUCUCGGCACUGAGGAUGAUGAAGAGCAUGUGCCUCACGAGCUGUUCACAGAGCUGGACGAGAUCUGUAUGAAAGAGGGAGAAGAUGCUGAGUGGAAGGAGACAGCAAGGUGGUUGAAGUUUGAAGAAGAUGUUGAGGACGGGGGAGAACGCUGGAGCAAGCCCUAUGUGGCAACCCUUUCAUUGCACAGUCUCUUUGAGCUAAGGAGCUGCCUUAUUAAUGGAACGGUCCUUCUGGAUAUGCGUGCAAAUAGCAUAGAAGAAAUUUCAGACCUGAUCCUGGACCAGCAAGAGCUGUUCAGUGACCUGAGUGAGAGCAUGAGGGUUAAAGUACGGGAAGCCCUUCUCAAAAAGCAUCACCAUCAGAAUGAAAAGAAGAGAAAUAACCUCAUCCCCAUUGUUCGCUCCUUUGCUGAGGUUGGCAAGAAGCAGUCCGAUCCUCAUUCGAUGGAUAAAAAUGGUCAAACUGUGUCUCCUCAGUCUGUUCCAACUACAAAUCUGGAAGUAAAAAAUGGAGUGAAUUGUGAACACAGUCCCGUGGAUUUAAGCAAGGUGGACCUUCAUUUUAUGAAAAAAAUUCCCACUGGGGCAGAGGCCUCCAACGUCCUGGUUGGCGAGGUGGAUACUCUGGACCGCCCCAUCGUGGCCUUUGUGAGGCUGUCUCCAGCUGUUCUUCUCUCAGGCCUGACAGAGGUGCCCAUCCCCACAAGAUUUUUGUUUAUCCUACUGGGUCCAGUAGGGAAAGGUCAGCAGUACCAUGAGAUUGGCAGGUCCAUGGCCACUAUCAUGACAGAUGAGAUUUUCCACGAUGUGGCAUAUAAGGCAAAGGAGCGAGAUGAUCUCCUGGCGGGGAUUGAUGAGUUCUUGGACCAGGUGACGGUGCUUCCUCCAGGGGAGUGGGACCCCUCCAUUAGAAUUGAGCCACCCAAAAAUGUCCCUUCCCAGGAGAAAAGGAAAAUGCCUGGAGUUCCAAAUGGAAACGUGUGCCACAUAGAACCAGAACCACACGGGGGCCACAGCGGGCCGGAACUUCAGCGCACCGGGCGGCUAUUUGGGGGCUUGGUGCUGGACAUCAAGCGGAAGGCCCCCUGGUACUGGAGCGACUACCGGGAUGCGCUCAGCUUACAGUGUUUGGCCUCCUUCCUGUUCCUGUACUGUGCCUGCAUGUCACCUGUCAUCACCUUUGGGGGAUUACUUGGAGAAGCCACAGAAGGACGCAUAAGUGCGAUCGAGUCCUUGUUCGGCGCCUCCAUGACUGGGAUCGCCUACUCCUUGUUUGCGGGACAGGCUCUCACCAUCCUGGGAAGCACGGGGCCAGUGCUUGUGUUUGAAAAGAUCUUGUUCAAAUUCUGCAAAGACUACGCUCUUUCAUACCUCUCCUUGCGUGCUUGCAUUGGACUGUGGACUGCCUUCCUAUGCAUUGUCCUUGUGGCAACCGAUGCCAGUUCCCUUGUCUGCUACAUUACCCGCUUCACUGAAGAAGCAUUUGCCUCCCUCAUUUGCAUUAUUUUCAUCUAUGAAGCAAUAGAAAAGCUGAUUCACCUGGCAGAGACCUACCCCAUCCAUAUGCAUAGCCAGCUGGACCACCUUAGCCUGUAUUACUGUAGGUGCACUGUCCCAGAGAAUCCAAACAACCACACACUGCAGUAUUGGAAGGACCGCAACAUUGUGACAGCAGAAGUCCACUGGGCUAACCUGACCGUUACUGAAUGCCAGGAAAUGCAUGGAGAGUUCACAGGGUCCGCGUGCAGCCACCAUGGACCCUACACUCCCGACGUGCUCUUCUGGUCCUGCAUUCUCUUCUUUACCACCUUCAUCCUCUCGAGCACCUUAAAGACAUUUAAGACAAGCCGCUACUUCCCAACUAGAGUACGCUCCAUGGUGAGUGACUUUGCUGUUUUCCUCACAAUCUUCACAAUGGUGAUUAUUGAUUUUUUGAUUGGAGUCCCAUCACCAAAGCUUCAAGUUCCCAGCGUGUUCAAGCCAACAAGGGAUGAUCGCGGGUGGAUUAUUAGCCCCAUUGGCCCCAAUCCCUGGUGGACUGUGAUAGCCGCGGUCAUCCCGGCGCUGCUCUGCACUAUCCUAAUAUUCAUGGACCAGCAGAUCACCGCCGUCAUCAUCAACAGGAAGGAGCACAAGCUCAAGAAAGGCUGUGGUUACCACCUGGACCUGCUAAUGGUGGCCAUCAUGCUGGGCGUCUGCUCCAUCAUGGGCCUGCCCUGGUUUGUGGCUGCAACGGUCCUGUCCAUCACACAUGUGAACAGCCUCAAACUGGAGUCCGAGUGCUCCGCUCCUGGAGAACAGCCCAAGUUUUUGGGCAUCCGAGAACAGAGAGUGACAGGCCUUAUGAUUUUUGUGCUGAUGGGCUGCUCAGUCUUCAUGACGGCUAUAUUAAAGUUCAUCCCGAUGCCGGUGCUCUACGGGGUCUUCCUCUACAUGGGAGUGUCUUCACUGCAGGGGAUUCAGUUCUUUGAUCGUCUGAAGCUCUUUGGGAUGCCUGCGAAGCACCAGCCAGAUUUCAUUUACCUUCGGCACGUGCCGCUACGCAAAGUGCACCUCUUCACCCUCAUCCAGCUGACCUGCCUUGUGCUGCUCUGGGUCAUCAAGGCAUCUCCAGCUGCCAUCGUCUUCCCAAUGAUGGUUUUGGCCUUGGUCUUCGUCAGAAAAGUCAUGGAUCUCUGUUUCUCUAAGCGAGAGCUGAGCUGGCUGGAUGAUCUCAUGCCUGAAAGCAAGAAGAAGAAGUUGGAUGAUGCCAAAAAGAAGGCCAAGGAGGAAGAGGAGGCUGAGAAAAUGUUAGAAAUAGGGGGAGACAAGUUCCCCUUAGAGAGCAGGAAGUUACUAAGCAGUCCUGGAAAGAACAACAGUUUCAGAUGUGACCCCUCUGAGAUCAAUAUAUCUGACGAAAUGCCUAAAACCACAGUCUGGAAAGCUCUCAGUAUGAAUUCUGGGACUACAAAGGAAAAGAGUCUCUUCAACUAAAAGUCUUUGCUGGGAUGGAAGAUUUGGGCCGCGAGGUGCCUCAGGGAAGUUCUGGUUACAGAGAAGAUGGCAAAUCUCUCAGAGGAGGAGCAAGACCAAGUCUGGUCCUGUCCUCGGUCAUGUCAAAGCCGGGCCGACGCAUUCAGUCAUUCGUGGUGUGCACCGGAGGGCACCCAGCCACCCCAUGCCAGCAGCCAGACGGGAACGUGGAAGCAGAAGGCCACCUCCCAUUGGUAGUUCUCCUCUUCCUUGUCUGUCUCUUCAGAACUGCCACCAUUGAAGACCCAGCGUCCCAUUUUCCAGACAUUUUCUCUGAAACUCUCUGCUGGCCUGCCAAGCCAUGUGGAUCCAUUCUGCCAUUGAGGAUUCCUUCAGCAAGGUUCCCCUUUCUAAAGGAUGGGGAAGGGGAGUGGGAGCAGAGAGCAGGGGAAGGCUCUCCAGCCCCGUAGGAUCUGUAGGCUCCUAGGCAGCUGUGGACCUUGGCCAAAUUGCCGGCUCCGGGAGACGCUGGUCAGACUCAGAGGCUGUCAGGAAGGUCAGCCACCUGGGCAUUGGCAGUUCCUGUCACCGCGGCCAGAAGACACCUGUGACCUGGGUGCAUCUUCAUUGUUCCCCAGCAGCAGACUGCAUGACUCAGCAAGAUCCCUGGAUGCCGAAAGGGCCGGGAGGAAGCUGUUCGGCUCAGACAGGAAAAGGCUCGGAGGGAAAUCAGUGAUGCUAAGUGAGGACGAGUAGCUUCUCUUGGUUUCACCGAGGAUAGAGUAAGAGACUGAACUUAAAUUGCUACAAAAGGAAUUAGUUUAGACACUAGGCAGGACUUCGUAGGCUAAAAAUUUGUCAUAGUGUCUGCUUUCUAGAUAUUUGAGAAAGGUUUGGUGAUUGUUGUUUGUGAGUAGAAAGGGAGACAAGGUGUUUUCAUUGGCCAUGUUGUGGAAACAUCCGUGUCUUGCUGCUGUCUCUGGAGGACGCAUUUAUUUCCAUUCCUGGAGAUGUCCAAGUGCUUAUGUAAUGUCUCCUUAGCUGCCUUAGUAGCAAACCAUCGUCGACUCAGUGGACCAAAGCCACCUUCAGCCGUGUGGUUUCUUCAACAUCAGGAGUUGCUGUAGGCUGACAAAUGUCUGGCUCUCAGAUAUAAAAAGCCACAUUGAGAAAGGAACUGUAAGUGGUAAAAUUAAUUUUGGUGUUUAGUUUACAACUACAUUUAUAGUUUUUCUCUUCUCUUUUGCAAUGAAUAUCAAUGGUUUGGGCUCCAUUAUGUACAGAUCUUCCCUUUCUUUGCACACAGAGUGUGACCAGCAAGCAAGUCAACACCCAGGGAAUCCAAUCAUAUUAGUUUUCCAUCCUGGAAUAUCUUUGUACAGCGUGACGUUCUCUCAAUGUUCCCUCCUCUCCUAGGUGAAGAGGCGGCUACAUACCUUUAUUGAAUUUUGCAUUCCUUAGACUCUUAAAAUGUAUUAGUGUAUUGUAGGCCUACUCCAAGGACCUGUGAUACUGAAGGAAUCCUGCAUUUCUUUCAUAUUCCCUAUUUCUUAGAGCCAUAAUUAUUUUAAUACACAGAUGAUUUUCAAAAUAUUUAACAACUGGUAUAGGAUGGACACCACCCACUCAGAACGGAUGCCUGCUGUAAACAAGCCGCAGUCUGUUCUGCCGCUGAACUUCACGCUGCUUUCAGACGUUCAGCACCGUCCCUUUGCGUCGUGGGUGUCGGUUCUGGUUUUUCUGGUGGUCUCCUUGCAAGGCUGGUUUAGGAGCAGGAAUUCUCUCAACUACAUGGGCAUUAAAAUCUUUGUGAGCUGAAGCUUCACAUUUUGUCAUUGUAGGGUAGAUGUAAUAAUUGUACCCAUUUACCUACCUAAUCUGGAAGAAUCUAAAGGCAGCCUGUCAAUGGAAAAAGCUUUCCUGCCAGCUUUCUCUGCUCCUCUACCAGGCACUCCUUGAGCUCGAGGCCUUUCUUACGUCUGUUUCCUGAGAAUGCCCCUGCGCUCUCCCUGGGUCCUGCCCCUCCCAUCUUCUCCUGCCACCUCAGUGUAGGGCAGCUGGUGACUGCGUCACCCGUUCCCCUAGCCUCAGUGUGGCUGUAAGGAAUGUAAGAGGCAAAAGCCCUUUACGCAACAAGACUAGGUGACAAUAUCACUCAGAAAAAUCUCUCUCCUGAUGCACUGACGUCUGGCGUCUGCUAGGCUUCUCAGGGCGGGGAGCCUGCCUGGUGAACUCCAUGCAGAGCAGCUGCAGGGCCGCGUGUGCACUUGCGAGUCCUUCCGAGUCCAGCCUCCCAGGCUGCUGCGCCUCAGGAACUCAGGAACGUUAGUUAGCUGCUCCAGAAGGGCAUGCCGAUAUCUUUAGGCCAUUAGAUUUUUCUCCGACAAUGGCCAGGCUCAUUCCUGCUUCAUCUCAGUGGUGGGAAUCAGUCCCUAGUCUUACUCUCUCUCAUGCCCCAGCUCCCACCCAACACUUCAUCUCAGGCCUGGCUGCUUCCUUGCUCAGGUCUGUGGCCAGUGAGCGUGGUGGCGGGGCCAGGCUGGGCCAUGUUUGGGUUAGGAGGCGGUGAGUGGGGGUGGAGCUUCAGCAGUGUGUAUGUGUGUAUGUAUGUGUGCGCAUAUGCGUGUGUGUUUGUCAACUGAACUUUCAUCGUUGCUAUUAAACAGCCUGUGCACCUGAGCUGUGGGGACAUCAAACUAAUAUCAUCACCCCACCCCCCCCCCACCCAUCCAGGAGUUCCCCUCUUAGACUUCUCCAAAAGAAUAGCUCAAGGACAAGUGUAGGCUGAUGAGUCUAUCAAAAAAGGCGUUUAAGCCAACAAUAAGGAGAAACUGACUGAGGGGUAGAAAGCAAGGCAGGUAGUGAGGUGCUUUCAGUGCCCAGGUUUGGCUGGGCCAGAGAAGCAGUCAGCCUCUUUUAGGGCCCGGGCAUGUUUUGGGUGCGGCUGGGUGCCGGUGGGCCAGUGCCCUGAGGAGCUGGUCGUGCGGAGGCCAGGGAUCUAAGAAAGCGAUGAUGAGUGUGAUCUUGGUUCAAAGGCCAAAGGACGGGCAUUGCUAGGAGUGUGGGUUGCUUCCUAGCCUGCGACUUUUAGGGAGGGUCUAGAGAGGUGAAGGCCAGCAGAAAUAUGCUGUGAAAUUGCCAGAUAUGUUUGAUUGCAUAAAAUACAGGCUAGGUCUUUGUGGCUAUCUAUGAUUUCAGACUUCUGAUGAUGGAAUAAUCGGGAAGUCUGGUCUUUACCACGUACAGCUCCUUUCCCUGUCUCCAUGUCCGUAUAAAUUUGCCUUUAGGGUGGAGGGGUAGUUAGUGAACCAAAAGACAAUGUGAACGUUUGCUAUUUCUCUUCAUCUGGGAUGUCACUGGCUUUUACGUUAGUCACAAAUGUUUGAUAAAAAUAUGGCAUAUGCUUUGUCUCAGGCUUGGUUGAUAUCUCAGGCUCUGACCACUGUGACUUUCAAGAGGCCUCUGAUCUAGGAAGCUGUGGUUUCUGGUCAUUCAGAACAGACAGUUCCCGGUUCUGCUUUAUUUGCUACCUGCUCAACAACCCAGACUGUCAGCAGUUCUCCCUGCAUCUUCUCCAUCGGUUUCAGUGUCCAUGUUCCAAGUCUCCACCUUUCCCUGGAGCAUAGGAGGAUUGGCCCAAGUCCCCUGGCUUUCCUUUUAACUAGCAUGAGAACCACUACCCAGUGUGUUCUCUCUGCUACUUCAUCAACUUGUCUAAAUUUCUUCUUUUGCAAGAGAAUUAGCACCUUCUCCUAGGGUAACUGAACAUAAAGUGGAGGUCCAGCUGCUUGCCACCAUAAAGACCAAACUAAUGGGGCAGAUGCUGGUGCAAAAGAAAAGAGGUUUUAUUCAGGUGCUGCGUGGUCUGGGAGAAUGGUGGACUCCCAUCUCAAAGUCCAUCUCCUCUUUCCGCUAUGGAAAAAGACUAAUGGUCGUCAGCAAGACCAAGACAAAAGCCAGUGCCCAGAGUUCCUGCUCCAUUUAAAGCACAGUCCCUUGGAGCCCACAAGUAGGUGGCUGCUAAGUGGUCUUAGUCCCAUCCAGGUAGCUUAGCUUGUUCCCGGCUGCUUUUUAUUUCAGGCUCCCUCUUAGACCUUGCGUGUAGAGCCCACACGGCCCUCUGCCAGGGCACAUGGUUGCAUGCUCCAGGUGAGAGAGUUGUGCAAGUGCAUGCACUAGUGCAUCACCAGGCAGGCAAGAUAGAGAGAGGCUCCCUCCCUCCCUCCACAUGGCCCAUGGAGAGAACAGGCCAGUGCACAGUGCGAGUCCAGGCCACGAGCCCAGGAGUCUCUUUGUUCCCCUGGGAUUAUAUUGGCUUGGGUAUGGUAUGGACCAGGUGCUUUCUCAAAAUGACCAAUCAACUUCCAACACUCUCAUGCACUUUGGAUGGGUCCAUCUCCCAACCAAUCCCUUCCUUCCCCAGGCUAGACUGGCAGGACUCUUUGGUCCAGCACCGCCCCUGUGCCAUUUUGACUUCUAUAGCACACAUGUCUGCUCUCCCCUUGUCCCACCCCAAUCUGGUAUAGGGCAGGGGAAGGAUUUUUCUCUAUUCAGUUAUCUUGCUAGUUUUUUUGCAUUUUGGCCCUAUCAAUUGAUAUUUCUAGCUUUCCGCAUCCUCAGUGUAAGAACCGCCCCUAUCACCACCUUGGCCAGUGGGGGAGAGAGAUUCUCCAGAGCUCUGGACCAACUGUCUACUAGUAACACUGGGAUUUUAAACAGUGUCUGCUAGUUUGUUACUGCAAUUCCCUGGGACUUAUCACGUUUCCAAAUCACACCUUGGCAAGACAGACAGGAGCCCUGUAUUGAAUGUUCUCAGCCUUCUCGACUUUCUUUUGGUUGUAGCUGUCUGGCCUCCCCUAAGGGAGAAGGCCUUCCUGUAGGCCCUAGCUGGCCACAAAAGACACCAUCCAAGACCCACCCCUUUUACUAACUCAGCCUUUCAAGCACUCUUUCCUCUUCUUCCUGCCUUUUUUCUCAGCGUUUUAAAUUCUUGGGUAGAAGUUCUUGAUCAGAGGUUCUAAAAAACACCACCAGUUUUGUGGACAGUGAGAGAAGUGAGGAGGUUGAAUAGUUCUGGGGCUUCUCGCAAAAGGGACAUUAUUGUUAUUUUUCUUAUUUGGGAUGAGGGUCUAUGGAUUCUCAAGCCCUCAGGCUUGUCCAUGUUUCAGUAUAAACAGAAAAACACAUUCUAAGACCAAAUACAAGUGAUUUUUUUCUACCAAAUCUAUUUUUUAUGAUUCUUGGCACCCUAGUCUCUUACAUUGAUUAUAGAGAAUAGGCAGUUGACUCCGUUAACAUUUCUUUACCAGAAAGGAGGCUAAUUUUCGUAACCAAAAGAGGCGUGGAGGAGCUGGGUCCAUCACCCUUCGAGUGUGGACCGAGGGAAGGUGUGCUGUGCUGUGUGGGUCGUUUCCACAGAAAACCCCGGGCAGUGGAGCGGUUUGUCCACAGGCGCAGUCCUGUUAGGAGGCUGUGCGGCGGGGGAAUGGAGUGGUUCCUAACCCUUCUGAAGAGGAGAGGAAUGACAUUUUUCUUCAGCUGAGCCCACUUUCAGCACUGACGAACACAGAACCUUUUCUUCUGGCUGAUGGCAUUAGUACUGCCAGAGAGAGAGAGAACCCGCGCACAGCACUUUCUGCGCCCGCCGUCAGCCGAGCCGGGCCUCUCUGCGCAGGUUUGCAGUGGGCCCGCCGUGCAGGUUGUCACACGUGCGGGCUUGUCGGAAGCAGGAGCACCGAACUGAAUGUGCAAUCACUACUUUUUGCAAAAGAGGCCAAAAUCCUCCUCCCUGCUCCUUUCUCCCUCAUUCACUCCUCCGAGAUGAUAAGCCUCCCUCUUGUUUACCUGCAUUUUUCUGUCUGAUCGGUUGGAUUGGCUGCCUUCCCACACUCAGCGGGUGGCGAGGGCAGAGCAGCCUUCCCGCGGGAGGGGACAACUUGAGGUGCUGGUGCAUUGCCCUUGUUUUCUAAGUUCUUCUUUCUAGUAUGUUUCAUGUAGAGAUAGAGAUAUUUUUGUUUUAGAGAUUCCAAAGUAUAUAUUUUUAGUGUAAGAAAUGGACCCUCCCCACACUCCAUGGUGUAAAUAGACCCAAGAACAGUGUCGUCGUGAAAACCCACAGCAAUCUGCAGUAGGAAUAGGACCCCUCGCCCUCACCGCCUAGCCUCUGGCCUGUUUGUGGACCGGGGGGG
Phyllostomus hastatus (greater spear-nosed bat) is the source of this 9587-nucleotide messenger RNA. RefSeq names its product solute carrier family 4 member 8 (gene SLC4A8). Lineage: Eukaryota; Metazoa; Chordata; Mammalia; Chiroptera; Phyllostomidae. The transcript has 25 exons. The record is from RefSeq and is a predicted model, not a curated record. Gene Ontology annotation, cellular component: plasma membrane. Gene Ontology annotation, biological process: bicarbonate transport; monoatomic anion transport; regulation of intracellular pH. The coding region runs from base 4 to 3420 and encodes 1138 amino acids. Gene Ontology annotation, molecular function: monoatomic anion transmembrane transporter activity; solute:inorganic anion antiporter activity; sodium:bicarbonate symporter activity.